Molecule: messenger RNA, 639 nt
Organism: Euleptes europaea (tarantolino)
Lineage: Eukaryota; Metazoa; Chordata; Lepidosauria; Squamata; Sphaerodactylidae
Gene: CDIP1
Product: cell death inducing p53 target 1
Exons: 4
Coding region: 1-621 (206 amino acids)
Biological process (GO): intrinsic apoptotic signaling pathway in response to DNA damage by p53 class mediator; tumor necrosis factor-mediated signaling pathway
Molecular function (GO): zinc ion binding
Source: RefSeq, a predicted model, not a curated record
AUGUCCAGUGACCCUCCCCCGCCCUACCCAGGGGGGCCAUCAGCCCCCCUCUUAGAACAGAAGGACGGAAGCAGGCCCUUCUUGUGCCCUCCCCCUUCUCUAGGUGGAGUAUCGCCUUCGAUGGUGCAGCCGCAGGGGCCCCCGCAGCCGCCUUCGGAGUAUGGGCCCCCUCCGUACGAGCCACCGCUCCAGCCGGGGUUCAUCCCCAUGCCCGCUGACGGAUCCGUGCCCUACAUGCCACCCGGGGGUUACUACAUGCCUCCGGGACCACAUGGCGCGACGGGCUAUUACCCCCCGACAGGCCCCUACCCGCCUCCAGGGAGCCACACGGCAACGGUUCUGGUGCCCUCGGGCACAGCGACGACUGUGACGGUGCUGCAGGGUGAGAUCUUCCAGGCAGCCCCCGUGCCCACGGUGUGCCCGCACUGCCAGCAGGCCAUCACCACCAAGAUCUCCCAUGAAAUCGGCUUCAUGAGCUUCCUGGUGGGCUUCUUCUGCUGCUUUGUCGGGUGUGACCUGGGGUGCUGCUUGAUCCCAUGCCUUCUGGACGACUUCAAGGACGUGACGCACACCUGCCCCAACUGCAAGGGCUACAUCUACACAUACAAGCGCAUGUGCUAGCGGCACCCACUGGGCUGG